This is a messenger RNA of Zymoseptoria tritici IPO323, 620 nucleotides long. RefSeq lists its product as uncharacterized. The record is from RefSeq and is a predicted model, not a curated record. Gene Ontology annotation, biological process: silent mating-type cassette heterochromatin formation. The transcript is spliced from 2 exons. Lineage: Eukaryota; Fungi; Ascomycota; Dothideomycetes; Mycosphaerellales; Mycosphaerellaceae. Gene Ontology annotation, cellular component: SHREC complex; rDNA heterochromatin. The annotation marks the transcript as partial.
GCGCCAUUGAUACUACGAGAACCAUCAUGCAUUUCGAGUGAUACCGAUCCUCACCAGCCAGUCAUGAAGUGAACAGCAUUCCUCAAAAUCGCAGCAUCAAGAUCCGACAUGGCUCCGUUCUACCCCAUCUACAUCCGCCGCAGCGAUGGAAAGCUCGCCGUCACAGCACAUUCCCGGAAGGAGACGAACGAGCCCACGGCCGAGCAGCUGGACCAGAAACCCGAUAAGAACGGUAUCAGCGACUACUACCGACAAGUCCAACCAGACGAGCCUAAACAUCUCGACUGGCGAAGAAAGAUAGGUGGCAUGCUGGCGAGAGAGCUCCGGUACAAGGACAAGAAUGCAGAUAGUGGCUACAUUCUUGCUACCUUUCCCGAGAACUACCGACUGUACGAACAUGUCAAGAGGAAAGAGGUAGAUGGGAAGUUGGAGAUCAAGAGCAAGACACACGCAGCGGGUGGGAAUGAUCGACAAGAUGCAUAUCUGUAUGGACACCCUCAGGGAAGAAAGAAACGGUACCGUAGCCCGGCAGACUUCUUCGCGCAUGUGCUAUGGCUGGCAACAGAUGAGAGUGGUGAUCCAGACAACUGCAGCUGUAAGAUCUGCUCGCCGGAGGACCU